Lolium perenne is the source of this 522-nucleotide messenger RNA. RefSeq lists its product as uncharacterized. The record is from RefSeq and is a predicted model, not a curated record. Lineage: Eukaryota; Viridiplantae; Streptophyta; Magnoliopsida; Poales; Poaceae.
AUGGACGCCGAGAAACUCGAGUCGCUGCUGGAAAGCAUGCUCCAGCUGAGCCUGGACUCGCCGCAAGAUAGCGACGGCGUCGCCGAUCAACUCGCCGCGGCUGUCCCGGCACAACCCGCUGCCGCGGCAGAGAGCAUCGGAUCGGCGGGUGACUGGGCAGAGGUCCUCGUGAGCCAGCUGGUGAGCGCCACCUCCGUGGAAGAUGCCCGGUGCAGCGCCGCCAAGGUCCUCGAGGCAUUCGGGGGCAGCGUCUGCUCUCGCGCCGCGCAGGUACAGGGCGACAAGGACCAGCUGCUGAGAACCGCCAUGCAGCAUAACUCCCUCCUGAAGAGGGCGGUACUAGCGCAGCACCGGCGGCGCCAGGAGGACGAGGAGAAGGGCAGGCAACUCCAGGGUCAGAUCCUCCAGUACCGGGAGCAGGUCAAGCGGCUGGAGGCGGACAAGUACGCGCUGUCCGUGCACCUCAGGAACGCAGCGCCCGGGAGCUCCAUGCCGGGGAACUACCACCCGGAGGUUUUCUGA